AUGCUCCGUUCAACGCUGCCUCGAGCAGCGCGAGUCCGCCCAUUCCCCACCCUACGCAGGCAUCAGCAAAGCCAGCUCCGGCGCACUUUCGCAACAGGCUCCAAUGGCACGCCACCACCUAGCGCGAAGCAGUCGAGAAUACUGCAGCUGCUAGAUCGAUGGAUUGAGCGCAGCCCUGCCUUUGCACAGAAGCCUCUCAUCGCCCUCAGGCACGCGCCAGCCAGCUACAUCAUCUCGUUCGCGGUCCUCCACGAGCUGACUGCGGUUGUGCCACUGGUCGCACUGUUCUGUGGGUUUCAUUACUUUCGAUGGCUGCCCCCAUGGUUUGCGGAAGGCGAGUGGGCUAUAGAAGCUGUUGAGAAAAUGGGCAAGUGGUUCCGCAAAAGAGGAUGGAUCGAUGCCAAGGAAGAAGCAUACGUUGAGGAGCAGACUAAGGCUGGCAACGCCAGGCUCUUUGAGAAACAAAGAAGACGAGCCUCUGAAAUCUGGAAUGAGGGCGAGGGCAGAGGCAGGAUCUUGAUCGAGGUUGCGACAGCCUAUACCAUUGUGAAGUUCCUGGUGCCAGUACGCGUGGUGUUGAGCGCCUUCUGGGCUCCGUGGUUCGCGAACUCCGUACUACUUCCAACGGGUCGAGUUAUUAAGAGGGUUGGAUCAUUUAUAUCACGCAUCAUACCACGAUCCUAG
This is a messenger RNA of Cyphellophora europaea CBS 101466, 684 nucleotides long. RefSeq lists its product as uncharacterized. The transcript has a single exon. Lineage: Eukaryota; Fungi; Ascomycota; Eurotiomycetes; Chaetothyriales; Cyphellophoraceae. Gene Ontology annotation, cellular component: mitochondrion. Bases 1 to 684 code for a protein of 227 amino acids. The record is from RefSeq and is a predicted model, not a curated record.